This is a messenger RNA of Cynara cardunculus var. scolymus (artichoke), 3486 nucleotides long. RefSeq names its product mitogen-activated protein kinase kinase kinase YODA-like. The transcript has 12 exons. Gene Ontology annotation, biological process: protein phosphorylation. Lineage: Eukaryota; Viridiplantae; Streptophyta; Magnoliopsida; Asterales; Asteraceae. Gene Ontology annotation, molecular function: ATP binding; protein kinase activity. Bases 361 to 2634 code for a protein of 757 amino acids. The record is from RefSeq and is a predicted model, not a curated record.
CUCUCUCUCUCUCUCUUUCCCAGUUUAUUCUCCCAGAACAUCACUUGGAAACCUCACAAUUCCAAAUCUUUUUACUAAGAUUUUGUUUGUUUCCCCCUUUCUUCUUCUUCUUGUAGCUUAAUCCAGACGUCCAAGUUUCUGGUGUUCGUUCUUUGCACUUCUCAACUGCUCUUGAAGCAUAUAUUAGUGCUCCACCUUAACUCACUUUACGAAAAGCAUUAGAGUUUGACCAAAGAAUGCAGCAUGUCUCAGAACCUUGCAGAAUGAGACAUAGUGAAUAACUCGUGUGAAUUUUAGGGUUGGCCGAUUGAUAGUGGAUUAUAUUUUGGGUUCUAUAUCUUCUGUAAAAUAUCAGGAAAUAUGCGUUCAUGGUGGAACAAGUCGUCAUCAAAAGAAGCAAAGAAGAAGACAGGCAAUGAAAGUAUUUUUGACACAUUUUGGAAGUUUAGGAUAUCUUCUGAUAAAAAAUCAACCAAAAGAUCAGGUGGUUCUCGGAGAGGUUGCAGUGACACAGUUUCAGAGAUUGGGUCUCUUUCCAGGGUUGAGUCCAGGUCUGUGUCACCUUCCAAAGAUUCCAAACAUGUGGCAAGAUGUCAAAGUUUUCAGGAAAGACCUCAGGGUCAACCACUCCCGCUUCCACUUCUUCACCCUUCCCGCGUGGCUCGUACCGAGUCUGGAAUCAGUGUGUCUGGAAAACCAAGACAUGAGAAGGGCUCCAAACCAUCAUCAUUUCUUCCACUCCCCCAUACUGGAUGUAUGCGGACCAGGCCAGAUGCAGCAGAUUUUGAUGGAGCAGAUUCUGUUUUUAGUGAAUGUUAUAGUGAUAGCGAUGAUCCACCUGACUCAAGCCAGCUUAGCCCCUUGGCAUCCGAUUAUGAUACCGGGAGUCGAACAACUGCAGGCAGCCCAUCCAGUAUGAUUGUUAAGGAUCAGUUGCCUGCCACUAAAGUUCAUUCGAGGGAUGUAGCAAAACCACCUGACCAUCUAUUCGUUAAUCAUAUCUCUUCUUCACCCCCUAGAAGAAAACCUUUAUGCAGUCAUGUGCCUAAUCUCCAGGUCCCAUACCAUGGUGCAUUCUUCAGUGCUCCAGACAGCUCGAUAUCAAGCCCUUCUAGAAGUCCACUACGAGCAUUUGGAACAGAUCAAGUUAUAAACUCUGCUUUCUAUGCCUCAAAACCUAAUCCAGAUUUUCCGUUCCUUGGAUCUGGCCACUGCUCCAGCCCUGGCUCAGGCCAGAAUUCUGGGCAUAAUUCUAUGGGAGGUGAGAUGGCAGGGUUAUUUUGGCAACCCAGCAGGGGUAGCCCAGAGUAUUCUCCACUUCCUAGUCCCAAGAUGACAAGUCCAGGCCCUAGCUCUAGAAUCCAUAGUGGUGCUGUCACACCACUUCAUCCAAGAGCCGGAGGGGUAGCCAUUGAGUCGCAGAAUAACCGGCCAGAAGAUGUAAAACAGAAAAGUCACAGGUUACCGCUUCCUCCAGUUACGAUAUCCAAUUCCUUACCUUUCUCUCAGUCAAAUUCAGCAGCAACAUCACCUUCUGUACCAAGAAGUCCAGGACGGCCAGAUAAUUUACCUAGCCCAGGCUCAAGAUGGAAAAAGGGAAAGCUGCUGGGUAGAGGCUCAUUUGGGCAUGUUUAUGUUGGUUUCAACAGUGAUAGCGGUGAAAUGUGCGCUAUGAAGGAAGUUACAUUGUUCUCUGAUGAUGCAAAGUCAAAGGAAAGUGCAAAACAGUUGGGCCAAGAAGUUUCUUUGUUGAGCCGGUUAAGUCAUCCAAAUAUUGUGCGCUACUAUGGCUCUGAAAUGGUUGAUGACAAACUUUAUAUAUAUUUGGAAUAUGUCUCUGGUGGUUCCAUCUAUAAACUUCUUCAAGAUUAUGGACAAUUUGGUGAACUCGCAAUCCGAAGUUACACUCAACAAAUCUUGUCCGGGCUAGCAUAUUUACAUGCUAAGAAUACUAUCCAUAGGGAUAUCAAAGGAGCAAAUAUCCUUGUUGAUCCGAAUGGCCGAGUUAAGUUGGCAGAUUUUGGAAUGGCCAAGCAUAUCAAAGGGCAGGCGUGCCCAUUGUCAUUCAAAGGAAGUCCUUACUGGAUGGCACCUGAGAUAAUCAAGAAUAGCAGUGGUUCCAAUCUUGCUGUUGACAUUUGGAGUCUUGGAUGUACAGUUCUAGAAAUGGCAACCACAAAACCACCUUGGAGCCAGUACGAGGGGGUUGCCGCCUUGUUUAAGAUUGGAAACAGUAAAGAACUCCCUGUUAUUCCUGAUCAUCUCUCUGAUGAGGGGAAGGAUUUUGUAAGGCAGUGCCUACAGCGGAACCCAGCUCUUCGUCCUUCAGCCGCCCAAUUAUUGGAUCAUUGCUUUGUAAAAAAUGCUGCUCCUUUGGAAAGGCCAGUACCAUAUUCCGAGUCAUCUGAUCCACCUCCUGGCAUUACGAAUGGGGGGAUUGGACAUCCAAGAAAUCGGCAAACGAUGGAUUCAGAUAGACUAGCUACUACCCAUUCAUUUAGAGUGCCAAGACCAGGCUUUAUUUCCAGUUCUUCUAUCAUAAUUGCAGUGAUGUUCAAAUUCCAAGAAACAUAUCCUGCCCAGUCUCUCCAAUUGGAAGCCCCCUUUUACAUUCAAGAUCACCACAACACCUGAACGGAAGGAUGUCUCCAUCACCCAUAUCUAGCCCACGAACCACUUCAGGUGCAUCCACUCCUCCAACCAAUGGUGGGUGUAAAAUCUCAUUUCAUCAUGUGAACCAGUCCGUUUACCUGCAUGAGAUCUCAAAACCCACAAACAUCCCUUGUUCAAAUGGAGCAUCUUAUCGUGACCCUGUUCCUGAUAUGUUCCGAGCCAAGCAGUCUGGCGGUCAUGGGUGCAGCCCUGGUCGACAAUUUGGUGGGCUCGCUCAAGAACUUCAUGGAGGACAGGCGGUGUUGGCUGACUCUGUAUCUCAUCUACUCCUGAGGGAUAAAGUGAACUUCAAACCAUCUUUGGAUCUAAAUCCUUUAUAAGGUUCAAAUAUCGUUCACAUUCAUCCUAGAUGCAAAAUGGUCUAAUAACAGGAUGGAAGACGUAAAACGGCUUAAAAUCCUUGAGAUAUGAUCCGGGUCGUCAAGAGACGAUACGGUUCCAUAAGGUAGCUGAAUAUAUAUAUGCACCAUUUGAAGGUGGGUUUUGCAUAUAUAUAAUGUCUCACUUUGCUUGUAUAUUUAGUUGUGCAGCUUCAUUGAGAUGUGAAAAAGGCAGCUUUGGUGAGCUAUGGUGGUGUAACAACAUUUUCAUAUCUUAUAUCAUCAAAUAGAAGAGUAGGAUUUAGGAGAAUAAGUAGGAACUUUAGGGUUAUUUUUUUUCCUUGUGGGAAGCUGAAACUGCUGUACAUAAAAUGCAGAAUCAGUAUUGCGAUUUGUGUUUCCUUUCACUUGACACACUGUAUCUAUCUAAAUCUAUCUGUGUGUAUGAUUUGUCUCUAAGGCUGUGAACAAACCGAACAUUCAGUGAACCGUU